CUUAAUUAUCAUCUUAUUUUUAAACGCUACGUACAGACAUGUCUCCUCAACUCAACACCACUGAAUUUUCGGUUGUGAAGGAGGAAGUUGAGCUUGUGAAACCAUCUAAAGCCACACCUUUGGAUGUUCUGUCUUUGUCCACUCUUGACAAUGAGGCCAACCUCGAAUGCUUCUCCAAAGCCAUCUACGUAUACAAGGCCCAACAUGAUCACACUGCUAACAGUGUUGACCCGGCUGAGAUGAUCAAGCAAGCUCUCUCCAAAGCUCUCGUCUAUUACUACCCUCUAGCUGGGAGGCUCAAACGGUUAGACCACGACGGAAGGCUUCAGCUCACUUGUGACGCUACUGGUGUUCCCUUUUUGGUUGCCACGGCCAACUGUCGUCUUUCCUCGCUUAAUUACUUAGAUGACAUUGAUUUCGAGAUGGCCAAGAAUUUUGUUUUCCCUUCUCCCACAAGCGACUGCCCUUUUGUUCUACAAGUCACUCGAUUUGCUUGUGGAGGUUUCACCAUUGGGUUCGGAAUAUCUCACAUGGUCUCCGAUGGUUUCGGGGCUGCUCAGAUCUUCAAGGCCUUGGCUGAGCUCUCCAAAGGAAAAGAACUCUCGGUGAAGCCUGUAUGGGAAAGAGAAAGACUUGUGGGAACACCUAUCAAGGAGCCUCUCAAGCUCAACACAUGUCCUCCUGCUAAGUCACCUUACAUGCCCUCUUCUGACAUUGUAGAUGAGAUCUUUUACUUGAAGAGUGAUACCAUGAAGAGACUCAAAGAGGAGAUCAUUAAUGGUGGUUCUCCAAGUAAUGUUACUACGUUUGAAAUACUUGCAGCCUUUGUUUGGAAAGCAAGGUUGAGAGCCUUAGAGCUCAACCAUGAUGGAAAAACAUGUCUAUACUUCGCCACAGGGCUAAGGAAGUUGAUAGACCCUCCUCUACCUGAAGGGUAUUAUGGAAAUGCAUUUUUGACAUCUGCAGUGGAACUCACUGGUAGAGAACUCGAAGAAAAAUCUUUAUCUGAAAUAGUCAAUAUGAUAAAAGAGAAGAAGAAGGACGUUUUGGACAACAACUACAUCAAAAAAUCUAUUGAUAUUUGUGAGACAAAAUUAGCUCACGGUGAUAAUCCAAAGAUUAAAGCUACGGGAGCACUCAUGGCAUUGACUGAUUGGAGGAAUUUGGGGUUGGUUUCGGAUGAGUUUGGAUCAAGAUGGAACAUUGAGAAUGUAACGUCGUUGCCAUGGGACUGUUUUGGAUCAGUAGACUUGUGCACCUUCUUGCCUGCUCCAAAAUCUGAUCCUUCAUUGAAAGGUGGAGUUGGGAUAUUGGUCUCUCUUCCAAGGCUUGCCAUGCCCAAGUUCAAGCAAGAAAUUUAUUCUCUUCACUAAAUACUUUACAACUGCUACAUGAUUUAUUGAUUUUAUGUUUGGUUUUUCUUUUUGUAGAUUUAAUGUUAUUAUUGUAUACGAUCGAUUUAGAAUUCAUCUUUAAUCUUAUGGAUGAUUGAUUAUUUCUUGCACAAUCUUAAAGAUGAUUACUGAAAUAAUGCACAUAUGAUGAAUAAUUAAUUGAUUAUGAAUUAUAACUUCGAUUUAUGUUGCUAUCCUUAUUCUCUACUUAUUAUUGUUUUACUUAAAUUACAAAAUAUAAGCUAUUUCUUCUCA
Messenger RNA from Cannabis sativa, 1649 nucleotides. Its product is annotated as spermidine coumaroyl-CoA acyltransferase-like. Lineage: Eukaryota; Viridiplantae; Streptophyta; Magnoliopsida; Rosales; Cannabaceae. The transcript has a single exon. The coding region runs from base 39 to 1373 and encodes 444 amino acids. The record is from RefSeq and is a predicted model, not a curated record.